CAGCCCCCCAGGCAUUCGCCAGACCUUCUAUGGCAAUUGCCAGAACUCAAUUGUACUCGACCUUCAAGGCCGAGGAACAGCCAAGAGUGAGAAUUGGAUCCGUGGCUCCAGACUGGACCGCCAACACCACGAAGGGUGAGAUUUCUUUCCACGACUACAUCGAGAAGAGCAAACAAUGGGUUGUGCUAUUCUCCCACCCUGCUGACUUCACCCCUGUGUGCACCACGGAAUUGGGUGCUUUCUCCAAGUUGGCUCCCGAGUUCAAGAAGCGCAAUGUCACCCUUUUAGGAUUGUCUACUGAGGACGUCGACAGCCACAAUGCCUGGAUCAAGGAUAUCGAGGAUGUCACCGGCGGCAACCCAUUCUCCUUCCCCAUCAUUGCCGACCCAAAGAAGGAGAUUGCUUUCAAGUAUGACAUGGUUUCCGAGGAGGACUUCCACAAGUUGGCCAACCAAAUGGUUGCCACCGUGAGAUCUGUCUUCAUCAUCGACCCAUCUAAGAAGGUCAGAUUAAUCAUGACUUACCCCGCUUCUGCCGGUAGAAACUCUGCUGAGGUGUUGAGAGUCAUCGACUCCUUGCAAUUGACCGACGCCAAGGGUGUUGUCACGCCUAUUGACUGGACCGCUGGCCAAGAUGUCAUCAUCCCACCAACUGUCUCUGAUGCUGACGCCAAGGCCAAGUUUGGCGAUUUCACCAAGACUAAACCGUACUUGAGAACCACUAAGGCUCCUCAAUAAACAAGAGGUUUCGAUGUGCCUUUUGACGCUCAAGCUUCAUUACAUAGAAACUAGAAUAUGAAGAUACAUGUACUUGAUCUUGUAGAAAAUUUUGUAGUUGAAAACACUGAACGUUGAAUUGACGGGUGCAUUGGAGAUACUCGAGGAACAUAAUCGCACCUAACAAAUAUAUACUCUGA
Messenger RNA from Metschnikowia bicuspidata var. bicuspidata NRRL YB-4993, 916 nucleotides. Its product is annotated as peroxiredoxin. Bases 30 to 737 code for a protein of 235 amino acids. Gene Ontology annotation, biological process: cell redox homeostasis; cellular oxidant detoxification; cellular response to oxidative stress. Lineage: Eukaryota; Fungi; Ascomycota; Pichiomycetes; Serinales; Metschnikowiaceae. Gene Ontology annotation, molecular function: thioredoxin peroxidase activity. The record is from RefSeq and is a predicted model, not a curated record. Gene Ontology annotation, cellular component: cytosol; mitochondrion. The transcript has a single exon.